Messenger RNA from Linum trigynum, 2914 nucleotides. The record is from the annotation of a GenBank genome assembly. Lineage: Eukaryota; Viridiplantae; Streptophyta; Magnoliopsida; Malpighiales; Linaceae.
UAUGCGUGAGCGCACAUGCUGCACAAAACAAGUAAAGUUUAGCUCUGAGAUAAAUCAAGACAUGUCAUGCUCAGCAUGUGCGACCUUGCACGACUGCAUCUGAGGAAAAUGACUCUCUCACUAGAAAAUCUCUCUCCUCCUUUUCUCUCUGUUUUUUUCAAACACUAUAUCUGGGUUUCCAUACGCAUCCAUCAAUGGUGCUUUUUCAACCUCCUUAGAUACUCUGAUGGAGAAGAGACGUAUAUCUACCCAGAUGAGUGAUCCCAUCAGAAGUAAAGUCAAUCAAGAGUUGGAUGGAAACCAUUGCAAGGGCUCUCCUACACUGGUUUUCUGCUGAACAACCAAAAGCUACAAGCCUCUCAGCAUUUUACAAUUAUUCCUCAAAUGAGACCAUCCUUCCUCAAAAGCCAGUUAUGAAGGCAGAGAGCAGAAAUCCCAGCCUAUUUCGUCCACCAAAACCCAAGCCAAGAUCUCUCCCCCUGCCAAAAUCCUCUCGAGCCUCAAAACCCAGCAAUAAAAGCCUUUCCUCUCUAUCAAAUCUCACCAAACUACCUCAAAGCUUCAAUGCAACCAAGUAAUGUGACAAACCUGCUUCCGCUCCGUCUAUUUAAGAGCAUCGACCAGCCAAUCUGCUUCUCCACAAACUUACUAAAUUUGUUUUUGAAUGUUUAUGUGCAAUCAAAGACUUAUUACUCUUUGUUUACAAAACAUUUUAAUGUUCAAUCACCUUAUCCACCAUCUGUUUAUAAAAAGUUCGCAUUGGUCCUUAAGAUUGUUGGCUGGUUGGCCAUACAAUGGAAGCCCAUCGCUCAUCUAGUCAUCUCAAAGAAGCAGAAACCUGAAAAGUAAUGGAAGCCAUUACAGCCUUUUGAAUUUUGAUCCUUGGCCUGCACCAGAGAUUCACCUCUGAUAUGGAAAUUUAUUCCACCCUUACCAAAUAUGUUCAUAAAAAAACCUGUAAAGCAGGAAAGUGAAAAAAGCUGAGCCUGAAAGUUACCCAAAUUAGAAGUCAAGCUAGUAAACACUCUGAAGAUCUGAAAGCGCCGAAGAACUCAGCAGUCCCUGAGAAGUAACAGAGCAAAGGCUCCGAGUUAACAUACAGAACUACUUUUCUUCUCUCCUUCACCUUCUUUCUUCCCUGCUUUCAUUUCUUCGUCUAAAAUUACUACUGCUGGGAAAAAAGUAUCGACUAAUGGCUGCCAACGGUCGGAACUUCGUCGGAGCCAAUGAGAACCUACCGAUGUUCAAGCAUUUCUUCAAGGUGAUCUGGCCGGAAGCCAUACAGACCAAGAAACUGAUGCUUCCUCAGAAGUUUGCCGUGACUUACAACAACGAGCUUUCUCGCGAGGUGCUUUUGGAAGUUCCGAACUCCAGAGUUUGGCGGGUGAGGCUGACCAGGGAGCGUGGAGACGAAACCAAAGUGUGGCUCCACUCUGGAUUUGGGGAGUUCCUCCGUUUCUACUCCAUCGUCGCUCGAGACUGCCUGAUUUUCAAGUACAAUGGCCGCUCCCGUUUCGAAGUAGUCAUUUGCGACUCCACCGCCUGCGAGAUCGCCUACCCAAAUGAAGAACCUCCGGCAUCUUCCGGUGAAGAUGGCGACAGCUACGACGACUCUGAGUUUGACAGCGACGCUCCCGCUGGAGGAGAAGAAGAAGAAGAACACAGUAACGGUUCUGGGUCAGAGAGCGAGCAAGCGGAGAUCGGAAAUCCCAGAAGUGGUGAUGGAUCAUGGUCUCGCCGGAGAUUUAAACGACCGGCCGGAACUACUGCAGGCGGUCGAGAAAACAGAGGCAAACGACCUCGUUUGGCGGAGGAGGACAGUGAUACCUCGGCGGACUCAGAUCACCGGCGAGCGGGAAAAGGAAGCGGCAAAGGCAAAAGGGUCUGGAAGUGGACGGGAAGCGGCGCUUCAGGGUCCCGCCGCCGGCAAAAACGUCCCCAACCUAGUUACGGGAGGGACGACGAUCUGCGGAUCCGGCUGCUGGCGGCAAAGAUCGUGACGAUAACCCGGUUCUGGUGGAGCUUGAAGCACUUGUCUACAGAGAGCAAGAACGCGAUUCACAGAGCCAUCGAUCGCAGCAACCCAGGAAGACAUUCAGUACUGAUCGUCAUGAAGAAGACUCACAUUCAUCCAGGCAUAUUCAACAUACCUGCUAAAUUUGCCAAAAGGCACUUCCAUCAACAUUCAGAAGUGGUUACAAUGCGUGUCUACGAGCAGGACGAGGGAUUUGUGGGCGAAUGGUGCGUCUCUGCGGAAAGAAUUGAGCGUAAUCUCGUCAGUGUCAGAAGAGGGUGGAUUGAGUUUUGUGCAGACAAUCGUUUGGUGGAGGAAGAUGUGUGUUUGUUCGAUCUAGUUGAUCGGAAGGGAAAGAUUUUCGAUGUUCACAUUUUUAGGGCGGAAUGAAUGUGAAUAUUUAGUGGGCUUGUUGUAAUAGGUUUGUAUCUGUGUGCUAUCUUUUUUUUUUUUUCCUGUUUAAUUGAGAUGUUGGGUAUUUUUGUCGGAGUCUAGUUAUUCUGUUAAUUUGAAAAUUCGUUAGUAGAUACUAACUAAUAUUCAAAAUGUAUGAACUAAUAUCCAGGUCUGUUGAGUAUCUAGAUAACACAGACUAGUAUUAAAAACAUCACAAACUAGUAUACACAUAACAGAUACCAACUAAUAUUCACAAUCAAUCAACUAGUAUUCAAUAUGGAUACUCUUAUGUGUUAUCUAGAUACUAAUUAUGUGCUGUAUGGAUACUAUUCUGUGUUGUCUAGAUAUUAGUUUGUGAAUUUGGGAUAAUAGUUGAUUCAUGGUGGAUAUCAGUUAGCAAAAUUUGAAUACUAGUCUGUGCUCUCUAGAUACUUUAGUACUUGGAUACUAGUUCAUGUAUUUUGGAUAUCAGUUAGUAUUUGCUAAUGAAUCUUCAAGUUAGCA